AUGGUCCUUACGGAUAUACUCAAACGAUGGCAGCAAUUGAAGGGAAAUAAGGCUAUACUGUGCACCGGCACCGAUGAACACGGUCUGAAAGUCCAGCAAGCUUCUGCAAAAGCGGGUAUUGACCCGAAACCGUUUUGCGACAAAGGCUCCGAGAUUUUUAAAGAACUUGCACGAAAAGCCGACGUUACGAACGAUCAUUUUGCCCGGACAACGGAUAAAGAACACAAGGAUGCCGUGGGUUAUGCUUGGUUUCUAUUGCAAGAGAAGGGUUAUAUAUAUACAUCGCAACAUGACGGUUGGUAUUCUAUCACUGACGAAGCAUUUUACCCUCAAUCUGCGGUUCAGUUGUACCUUGAUCCUCCCACGGGCAGGAAAAUCAUGACUUCGAUCGAAACUGGUAGUGAGGUGGAGUGGUCUUCUGAGAAGAACUACCAUUUUCGUCUCUCUGCUUUCCGGGACCCUCUUCUCGAGUUCUACAAAGCAAAUCCCUCUUGGAUAUCACCAGAACAUCGCAUGAAGGAGGUUGUGGAAGCCGUGGAGUCCGGCCUCGAGGAUCUAUCUAUUUCGCGUCCCUCUAGUCGUCUUACCUGGGGCAUUCGGGUCCCACAUGACGAGACCCAAACCAUCUACGUUUGGCUCGAUGCUCUUAUGAAUUAUGUCAACAAAGUAGGCUAUCCCUGGCAACCUGGCUUGGAGAGUGUCGGAGGCUGGCCUGCGGACUGCCAUGUCAUUGGUAAAGAUAUUAUGCGCUUUCACUGUGUCUACUGGCCCGCCUUUCUCAUGGCGCUCGGCCUCCCCUUACCGAAGCAGAUCCUCACUCACGGCCACUGGACGCUUGGUGGUUCAAAGAUGUCCAAAUCAACUGGCAAGGUUGUCGACCCUUUCAAUGCUCUUGAUAGAUUUGGACCGGACGUCAUGCGCUUCUAUCUAGCACAUGACGGUGGCCUUACACAGGAUGCAGAUUACGAUAACAUCCGCAUUAUCCAAAUGUAUAACAAGUUUUUAAACGAUUCUCUUGGCAAUCUAGUCUCUCGGAUUGUGCGAGGAAAACGCUGGAGCGUUCGAGGAGCCAUUGAGAGAGUCGGUGAUAAGUUAGAAGAGGGUUGUCAAGAAGGUCCGGGCUCACGGUUCUACAAGAAUACAUUGUGCUCGAUGGCAACCGACGUUGAAGCGGCGAUAGAGUCAUAUGAUCCGCGCAAGGCAGUUCGCCUCCUAGCAGAGUUUGUACGCGGUACAAACCAAUUCCUUCAGAUGUCGGCGCCGUGGAGCAAAAUCUUGCCCUAUGCCUCAGGCAAUCCUGGCGAAGAAGUCGACAAGAUCAUUUUCCUCGCCUCCGAGGGUAUCCGCAUCUCUGGUAUUCUGCUGCAGCCAUACAUGCCCAAUAAAGCAAAACACCUGCUUGAUAUGCUGGGCGUCGACGACUCGCGUAGAACGUUCGAGUAUUGUCGGCCUGGGUGCGACAUGGAAUACGGGACGCCUAUGGUUGACUUAGGUACCUCGUAUCAGGGUGUGCUCUUUCCACCAUUGGCGAGCGAAGAGUAG
Lindgomyces ingoldianus is the source of this 1542-nucleotide messenger RNA. RefSeq lists its product as uncharacterized. Gene Ontology annotation, biological process: methionyl-tRNA aminoacylation. Gene Ontology annotation, molecular function: methionine-tRNA ligase activity; ATP binding. The coding region runs from base 1 to 1542 and encodes 513 amino acids. The transcript has 6 exons. NCBI's taxonomy places the organism in Eukaryota, Fungi, Ascomycota, Dothideomycetes, Pleosporales, Lindgomycetaceae. The record is from RefSeq and is a predicted model, not a curated record.